Messenger RNA from Exophiala bonariae, 3417 nucleotides. RefSeq lists its product as uncharacterized. The record is from RefSeq and is a predicted model, not a curated record. Lineage: Eukaryota; Fungi; Ascomycota; Eurotiomycetes; Chaetothyriales; Herpotrichiellaceae. The transcript has 2 exons. Gene Ontology annotation, biological process: maturation of 5.8S rRNA from tricistronic rRNA transcript (SSU-rRNA, 5.8S rRNA, LSU-rRNA); maturation of LSU-rRNA from tricistronic rRNA transcript (SSU-rRNA, 5.8S rRNA, LSU-rRNA). The coding region runs from base 1 to 3417 and encodes 1138 amino acids. Gene Ontology annotation, cellular component: nucleolus.
AUGGCAACUGUUCAAAACUUCGGUGAUUUUCUCACCGGCAUCCAAAACAGCGCUGUCGCUGGCAACGACAAGACUGGCCAAGUUCAAAUCUUGAAGAAUUAUUGUGAUGAGCAAUCCUCGGCUUCACACGAAGAAAUCGACUUCCCUGACAUUCUCGGCACUUGGGCACACGCUAGUGAAACGAACGAUGAAGCAGUGCUUGCGACGGCACCUUCAGUGCUGGUACAAUUCUUUCAAAUCAUCUCAGAUCGACUCGAUUUUCGCGACUUUGGCCUUUCAUUGUGUCACAGCCUGUUGAAACGAGACCAGGUGCGAUUGUUCGACAAGGCACUCUCUGCACCUCGAAGCAAGGAUGCACUGAUAGCCGUCAGCUUACAACUUCUCACAGAGAUCAUCAGCUUUGACGAAGGUGCACUUUCCAACAAUGUCUUUGGACGUAGAGAUACUCUCUACAGGAGACUUGAUGGGAUCCUAGGCAGUGCAUUGUCAGCACAAGGUAAAUUGCUCGCAGCACAUCAAUCAGCUUUAAGAUUCCUUUCGGCAAACUUUAAGUACCUUGACACGACAGCCAAGACGGAGAUCAUCAAUCACGGGAAGACCCUGUAUUCGGCCAUUCGCAGCCUUCCAUCAGAAGCACCACACACUGUCCUCGAAACUUUGGACGCACUUGAGCGGUGGGUACUUGAUGACAAGGCCUUGCCGAAGCAGCUCAAGGGCAGGUGUUUCAAUUCUGGAGUCCUCACCGCACUUUCGAAGUUGUAUGAAUAUGACCAAGAUCUGCAGAAUGUUCACGAGAGCGAACAAGCUCAGGUCACUGUACGAGAUUCCUUGCACAGGCUCCUUCUUCGGUUAUGUACCUCUACCGAGGCAAUACUGCUUCCGCAGGCAGGCUGGUACCCAAGUGGUACUAAUCCUGAUAUCAUAGAACAAGAUGAAAACACCAUUGAUUUAGGCUUGGACUCUCCAUAUUACUUUGACGACUAUACGGAGAAUGUUCCGGUCAAAAACGGCGGACUGUCAACGUUCAUCCAUGGGCUGAAGCCAGGAGAAGAUCUCCUUCAUGCAAAGUUGGUUAACGCCAUCUUCGCCGCAGCUCCAGAACUGGUGGCCGAGUACAUCUCGAAGAAACAGAAGUUCCUGGCACCAUCUGGCGAUGAUCCACUCUGGCGAGGACAAUUUGCCUUCUUGUUCUCCGUGGUCCAGCUUGACGUUCCGAAGAAUUUUGGCUGGCCUGAACAUCUCCCACAAACACCGCCUCCCCUCUCGAUCGCGAUUGAAAACAUACUCCCGCGAUCAUUUGAACGUGCUACCUCCAGCAAAUGUCUGCAUUCAGAGGACGACAUCGUCGUGUUCUCUACGCUGCGCUUCUUGAGCAUUGCUCUCGACAAACUGGACUCUGUAUUGAGAAUUAUAGAUCAAGCAACAACCAAAUCUCAUCUGUGGAGUCAAGCAUGGCUCAAGCUGGUCAAUUCGUUCGUCGAGCGUGCGCCACCAGCCCAAGAGGUGGUUACAACUCUACAGAAGCUAGGACCGGACAAAGAACAACUCCGCACCAGUGUACUCGAGUGUCUUGCGAAAUAUUAUAAAGUUCUGCCCUCUGCAGUGGCUGGGUUGAAAUUCGAUAUCACCCCUUUGCUUAGCAAGGCUUUGAUCAGUCUAGAGUCUAAGGACUCGGCCGACUCCCUACGAGAGACAUUUCAACAACUCUCGCACGAGCUUGAAAUCGCAACCGGGUCCUCCACAACCAAGUGGUGGCAUAAAGCAACGUCAGAAAGCCUCUCGACAGCAUCUCUUCUACUAAAAUUCUGUGUGAACUGUACAGAACCCAUCAUAACAAAACAAGCAAGACAUGUGCUCGGGGGUUUACUGUCUGGGAAAGGCGUGUUGGCCGCAACGAAGCAAUCCCUAGAUGCUCUCCUAACAAGUUUAACCUCGACGAAAAAAUGGCAAGCAGAAACCACCACGUAUCAGUUCCUCGACAAUUGCAUGAUACGUACAAUACAACGACCAGUAAAGUAUCUUGAUCCCAUUGAAAAUCUACAGAUCCAGGAAUCGGACAAGAAAGAACUCAGUCUUGUGGCAUGUUGCGUGGCCGAGCAAUGGUCUUUUGUACUAAAGAAUGAAGACAAUAAAACCGCUGUGAAGAAUAUUGCAGGAUGGAUCGCACGAUUUUACACGGCACUGGACUCUGCGGGAGAGAAUUAUCGAGUGCUUAUGAGUUUCCAGAAUGAUAUGCUCAUCGCGGCCAAAGGCAAUGAGGUGGCGCAGAAAGCUCUCAUCAAAGCGUUUGAGCAACAGCGAAAGAAGCCUGCGAUAUUGACCGAAUCUUUGUCAUCUGACGAUAUUGGGGAUGUGAGUGGUAUCGAUGUGGCUAUGGACUCUACGGACCAUGUACUUUCGCCUCAUCAAAGCAUCGACCUCACAACCGUCUUCGCCCCAUUCCCAGUAAUCCCCAAAUCUAUGAAUGGACUCACUCGCUGGGAGAACCCGGACUUCGAGUCUGACGUUCAAUCAGGACGCCUGGGCAAUUUGAUCCGCUGCCUGAUCAGCCCAGACCAUGAGAUCCGUCUGCAGGCAUUCCACACGCUGCAGACAGUGAUGCACGCAGUCGAGCAAUCAACCUACACCGAGAAGACACAAUUAUACCUCCUCCUCGGCGAAGUCAGCGAGACCAUCAGGAACCACCAUAGCAACCACACCACGCAACAGCAAUCAGACGGUUCAUCCGAGACCCAACCACCACCGUCAGUCAUCUCCGCGCUCGCCAACUCCAUCCUAAACGUCAUCUCCGACCCCUCCUCACCAUUCUACCAGAAAACCAACGCCUUCCUCCUGCGCAGCCCGUCAUGGAACCUCAACCACGUGAUCCAACGCUGGGCGAACUCCGUCUUCCACACGGAGCCGGAAAGCGACGACACCUUCGCCCUCCCCGGCGGCGCUCCCAGCAACCCUGUCCUCCUGACCAGCAACACCGCAUCCGAAAGCAAAAACGCCCAGACCCAGGAAAUCUCACACUUCAUACACACAAUCCUCAUCCCCUCGAUCCGCACGCCCGCAGACGUCGACCUCCUCCGCCGCGCGCAGAUCUACACCCGGCUGUUCACGUACUACGCGGCGCCGAUCUGCCCCAGUUCGCUGAGGAAGCUGAUCUUGCAAGUCGUGCACCAGACGUGUCUGGUAGCUGGUGGGAGCGAGAUGCUGAUCACGCGGACGGGUGUGCGCGAAUGGUUGCGCGUCGUCCGCGAGGUUCGUGGGCACAGUGGCAGUGGGGCUGGGAGGGCGGGGAAAGUCGAUAUCGAAAUGAGGGAGUUGGUGAAUGCUGUAUUGCUGGAGAUUGGGGAGACGUGUGAUAAGGCGGUCGUCGAGAGGUGGGAAGCCAUGAGACCGCUGUUCAAGAUUGCUGGCACCGAAGAUUGA